ACAGGGGUGGUAUAGUACGUCAUCAACAGGUGCGCGCAACACUUCCCGAUGCGGCAUUUUUAUGUCAAAACACCUCGAUUCGAUCACAACAGAAACACCAGAGAUAUUCUGUUUAUCAGAAUUAAAUUAUGAAGCAAAACACUUAGGGUUCAGCAGUAUGAUAUCCGUAGACAGAUGAACAUAAACUGCAUAUAGUAAUUCAUUCUCGGGAAUAAAAUGAGAAUCAGACUUGAAGAAAGAACAAUACUCGCUUGUUGUGGAUGUUUGUGAAAAAGUCAGAAAUGAAGACCACAAAAGUAGUCGUUGUUUGAGGUUCACUCACUGGCAAUAUGUGCAGACACCGUUUAAAACAACUCACUGUUACGUGUGACUACUACCGUCAACAUUUAGCCAUGAACAGAUUUUGCGUGACUAUGGUGUCCUUCAAACAAUUGUGAUUUUUUAUUGAAACAUUUUUUGUUUUGUCUGUCUGUGUUGAAGUUACAGAGUCUUGUCAGUGCAUCUCCUUUCUUCUAAAUAACAUUUGACAGAUUUUGAUGAAAGGCAACAGCAGUAUUAAACUUUGUAUGAAAUGUCGUUGACACUAAUGCUCAUAACGGGUAAAACACAACAAUGUAAAUACUAAAUAUUCUUGUUAUCUCUAUGCUUCGGUCAAUAAACGUUCACAGAUUAUACUACAAAUUAUACUACAUUGCCACUUUAUCAAUUUUUGUGUGUUUUAAUUUCUGAGUUAUAAUUAGUGUAGUUGCGCAAAACCUCAACAUUUUCCAGUUUAAUGGUUUCAAGAGUUAUUAUAUUCUGAUUUUUGUUGAUUUUGAAGUAUAGGAAGUGCAUCUCCACUUCAACCUUUUUAUAAUUUUCAUAAUUACAAAUCUUGUACAUGGUGUAUAUCAUGACAAUAAUUGGUUUUAACGGUAACUUAUCAAUAACAUUCAGAGCUUUCUUUUCCGUGUAAUUCCUUCCUCUAUAGACGUUGACAUAUUCUUUGACAUUUUUUCCACAAAAAGCUGCUGUCGUCUAUUCAGAAUGUGGAUAAAAAAAACGGCCAUUUAAAAUAAAACACUUUUAAUUUCAUAAUAACCAUGUUGUUGAGGGUAUUGUGCGUUUAAGAAUAUGUGAUUAUAAAUUACCAAUAGUCUUUUAUCGUUUUUCUUUUACACUAAAAUUACCACAAAAGUUUUGUGGAAACGCUAUAAGACUGAGAAAUCCAGAAAUCCGAGAGGAACUGUUGUCAUUGGAUACCCGGCAAAACUUAUAGUUAAACGGAAGGUAAUACAAGACGAAUUCCCGGAUUGGAAAUACGUGAUGCGGGCUGCGAGAGGCUCGCGCUUGGAACCGUCUAAUCCAGAAACUGCACGUGCGGAACGUAUAACCAAACAGAAACACGUGACAAAGGGCACUGCUCCGGUGUCCACUUCGAACAUGUUCAGGGCACUUUCUGCUGAGUCGGUGCAAUCGGACUCUAGCACGGAAGGAUACAAUUCUGUCCGUGAAACCACCUCUUCGGACAAAAGUGAGACGGAGUUGGAUGACUAUAGUCAGUCCAUGCUCCGAAUGCAGGCUCAAUUCGACUCCAGCUCGGGUCGUAGAUCGGGAAACUCCGCUGGUGGACCCGGUGACCAAUCAAAGCCGAGUUCCACUUCCAGUGCUAUGGGCUAGGUCAGCGGAGGGAAUAGCGACCGUGUGACGUGUCAACAACAGACUGCUAUGAACAAAAGUGGUAAAACAUUGAAUGAAUCGAACGGUACUUUACAUACUUUAAGCAUUGCUGCUCUUAAUGUUUGUGGCCUUAAGAGGCGUUCUUUAUACCCAGAAUUUGUUAAUUUAGUUAAAAGUCAUGAUAUAUUUUUACUAUCAGAAACAAAAGUGGAUGAGCAUGAUAUUAUUGAUAUUGACGGAUAUACCUUUUUUAGUAAACCUCGUAAACAAAAAUAUAUUAGAAAAAGUGGUGGGGUCGGUGUAUUGAUAAAGGAGAGUGUUGCCAAAUAUGUUGAUACUAUUGAUAGCAAUUCUGAAUAUAUAAUGUGGAUAAAACUAAAACCUCAAUGUACAAAUUUAGAAACAGAUAUUGUUUUGGGUAUUGUAUAUGUACCUCCGAUGCAUUCUAGGUUUUAUAAUGAUGACGAAUUUGAGUUGUUUGAAUCUGAUAUUUUUGCAAUAUGUAGCGAAUAUGAACAUGUUUAUAUUUCUGGCGAUUUUAAUGCCCAAACGGCAGAAAUGCAAGACUACACUAAAAAUGACGAUUUUUUGUCAGACUUUUUUCAUUUUGACAAUGAUACCAUAAGCUUUUUUGAUCAAAGGUCCAAAAUGGAAAACAGUGGAAUUUCAUUAGAGAGAAAAUCGCAUGAUAAGAAGAUAAAUAAUCAUGGCUACAAACUUAUAGACCUGUGCAAAAUUAAUAAUGUAUUUAUUAUUAAUGGAAGGCUGGGAAAUAAGCCAAGUAACCUAACCUUCCGAAAUGUCUCAUUAAUUGAUUAUCUGUUAUCUUCAAUUUCUGCAUAUAAAUUUUUGUACGAAUUUAAUGUGACUAAUGUAGACAGUUUGAUGUCAGAUGGGCAUUCACUAAUUACCUUUAAACUCAUAAUUAAUCAAAAGAUAACGCAUGAUACAAGCAUGAGUAAACCAAAAAACCCAAAAUGGGAUCAAACAUUAUCCCAUACUUUCAAUGAAAAUAUUAGUUUUGAGGAUAUAACUGCAACUGUAUCUCAAAUGCAAGCGAGCAAUCCUGAUGAUGUAGAUCAAAACAUGAUCGAUAAUGUUACCUCUAAAUUGUCAGACAUAUUCAUACAAAGCGCCCAAAAAACAUUCCCCGACAAAAAGUCAAGAAAUAAAGCGUUUAAAAGUAACUACAAAAAGCCAUGCAAUUGUGGGGUACGUCAAGGGGAGAAUUUAUCCCCUCUACUAUUCUCCUUAUUCCUAAAUGACCUCGAAGAAUAUUUAGAUCAAAAAGGCAACUCUGGAAUCAAGAUGCAAGAUAAUGAGAACGAUCUUGUCACCUGGCUAAAAAUAAUAGUUUUACUUUAUGCAGAUGACACAGUUCUUGUCUCUGAUAAUGCUGAUGACCUACAAAAAUGCCUCAAUGACUUUAAUGAUUAUUGCAAAACCUGGAACUUGGUUGUAAAUAAAGAUAAAACUAAGAUUAUUGUCUUUGGUGCCAGAAAUAAUGCUAACUUCUCAUUCAAAAUUGAUAAUUCUACACUAGAAGUAGUUGAUUCUUAUAAAUAUUUAGGGGUGCGAAGUAAUGCGCUAGUGUCACUGGUGACGGGGCGCGGACCCGGUGGCGGGCUGGGAAUGCGGCAUGACAUGGAAAUCUAUGUGACCAUGGAUACUCAUGUCGUGCUGGGGUUCCCUGUCGUGUCUGAAUAUUACCAGUUGUUGAGAAUAUGUGACAUAGAGAUGUACACUACUUCUUGA
Molecule: messenger RNA, 3414 nt
Organism: Mercenaria mercenaria
Lineage: Eukaryota; Metazoa; Mollusca; Bivalvia; Venerida; Veneridae
Exons: 5
Coding region: 1708-3414 (568 amino acids)
Molecular function (GO): catalytic activity
Source: RefSeq, a predicted model, not a curated record